Messenger RNA from Schistocerca cancellata (South American locust), 672 nucleotides. RefSeq lists its product as uncharacterized. Bases 160 to 672 code for a protein of 170 amino acids. The transcript is spliced from 7 exons. The record is from RefSeq and is a predicted model, not a curated record. NCBI's taxonomy places the organism in Eukaryota, Metazoa, Arthropoda, Insecta, Orthoptera, Acrididae.
UUUAGCUGGUGUCAGUGCGUAGUCAGCUGCAACCUCGUGACUUUGCGGAAAUUUGUUGUGACAUUCUGGUGGUAAUUUAUAAGCGUUUAUAAACUGCAAACAAGAUUGAGUGAAAAAAUUGUUCUGGGAGUAAAUUAACACGACUGUAGAACUGAAGCCAUGGACCAGGACCCAACUAUGUGGAUAAAAAAAGAGGAAACAGAUGAAGUAAAAAUUGAGUUACACUCCAUGUUUCUUGAAGACCCAUUAAAGACUGAAGGAUGUAGUGUUUUGGUAAAGCAAGAUUCCGAAGUGAAACAACAUGCUGAUGGAUCAGAGCAUAAUUCUGUUAAAGAUCCAUUUGGAAUAUCUUGGUCCACUGAUUAUAUCAAGGAGGAUCCUGAAUUGAAUUUGGAAAUUGUCACUGAGGAUAUUGUGGAAACCUCAACAAGAUACACAUAUGAUAGUGCAAGAUUGACUCAGAGUACUGGUGGGAGCUGUGGCAUAUUAUGUGAGGAAACUUAUCACCAUGGGCUAGUCCAGGAUAAGUUGGUGAUAGACAUGAAGACGUCAACAGACGAGUUGGGUCCCAAUACAGAAGAUGUGAUUAUUGAUAAGGAGUGCUCAGAUGCUACCCGAUAUCACUGUAGUACAAGGGAAAAGGAAUUUCAUGAAGGUUUCCGCUGGCACUAA